Molecule: messenger RNA, 621 nt
Organism: Prunus armeniaca (apricot)
Lineage: Eukaryota; Viridiplantae; Streptophyta; Magnoliopsida; Rosales; Rosaceae
Source: the annotation of a GenBank genome assembly
AUGCCCGGCCUUAAUCCAACCUUGCAAAUCAAGGUGGAAGUUGAAAAGCUGCUAGCCGCUGGAUUCAUCAAGCCAAUUAAACACCCGACAUGGCUAGCAAAUAUCGUACCCGUGAAAAAGAAAACUGGGGUAAUCAGAAUAUGCACAGACUACCGUGAUCUCAAUCGAGCCUGCCCAAAAGAUGAAUUCCCGUUGCCCAACAUGGAUAUCUUGAUUGAUUCAACCUCGGGUCAAGGCAUGCUAUCCUUCAUGGACGGAUUUAGUGGCUAUAAUCAAACCAAGAUGUCUCCCAAGGAUGCCGAGAAAACAACCUUUCGAACACCCUAUGGAAAUUUCUACUACACGGUCAUGCCAUUUGGUCUCAAGAAUGCCGGUGCUACCUACCAACGGGCCAUGACAGCAGUGUUUCAUGAUAUGAUGGGAAAAAAGGUGGAAGACUAUGUGGAUGACCUCGUAGUAAAAUCCAAAACCAGAGAAAGUCAUCAGGGAGUUCUGAGGCGGGUGCUGGAAAGGUGCCGGCUGUAUGGGUUAAAAAUGAACCCAAAGAAAUGCGCAUUCGGAGUCUCAUCUGGCAAGUUCCUGGGCUUUCAGGUACACCAGCAUGGUAUAGAUGUGGACUGA